Molecule: messenger RNA, 828 nt
Organism: Salvelinus sp. IW2-2015
Lineage: Eukaryota; Metazoa; Chordata; Actinopteri; Salmoniformes; Salmonidae
Product: SLAM family member 8-like
Exons: 6
Coding region: 1-828 (275 amino acids)
Source: RefSeq, a predicted model, not a curated record
AUGAGUGUAGGUGUUCCUCUGAUCAUCAACAAGAGAGUGGGGGACUCCGUGGAGCUGCUGGCAGGCAUAGAGAAUGGACAUUUGAAAUCCUUGGUGUGGAAGUAUAUGGAAAAGGAAAUUGUAGAAUUCAACACAGAAGCCGUUUAUUCACCUGCAUCCCAGUUUGAGGGGAGACUAAAGAUGAACACUAAAAACUUUAGUUUAACAGUCAGAGAACUGACACUGCAAGACUCAGGGGAUUUUCUACUUACAGGUGAAGGGGACAAAGGUCAGAUUGGCAGUAAGACCAUCACUCUGAAGGUCCACGAGCCUAUAUCUAAGGUGGCGAUCCAGACAGACAUCAAGCUAUUGGCCAACCACUCCUGUACGAUACGGCUGGUGUGUAACGUGUCCUGCUACCACAACAUUACUUACACCUGGGAGAGAGACAAUGAGAUCUACGGGGAUGCCCAGCAGAUUUACUUCUCUCUCUCACCAGCCGAGAGAAACAUCAGUGUAAAGUGCAACGCCACCAACCUAGUCAGUUGGAAAACUGCCUCUGCAACAGUAAAGUGCAGUAAUGACACAACCACCCCAGAAUAUGUGACAGGACUGGCGUGGUAUACCAUCUACAUUGGAGUAUCAGUGGGAGGUGCUGUGGUGCUGAUCCUCACUGUAGCUGUGGCAGUGUGCUACUGCAGGGGCCGAAAUAACACAGAAGAUCUAACUGACAACACAAUAUAUGCUGAUGUUAUGGACAACACAAGAAGUAGAGAUACAAGAUCAAACAGUCAGGUAAACCCAAUAUCCAUCUAUGAAACUGUCAAUGAUUCUGUUAUCCAAGAUUGA